Osmerus eperlanus (European smelt) is the source of this 910-nucleotide messenger RNA. It is a transcript of the gene cldnk, whose product is annotated as claudin k. Bases 8 to 652 code for a protein of 214 amino acids. Lineage: Eukaryota; Metazoa; Chordata; Actinopteri; Osmeriformes; Osmeridae. Gene Ontology annotation, molecular function: structural molecule activity. The record is from RefSeq and is a predicted model, not a curated record. Gene Ontology annotation, biological process: bicellular tight junction assembly; cell adhesion. Gene Ontology annotation, cellular component: plasma membrane; bicellular tight junction. The transcript has a single exon.
GAUUGCCAUGGCAACCACGGGCAUGCAGUUACUGGGCCUGGUCCUGUCCAUCGUGGGAUGGGUGGGUGGGGCUUUGGUGUGUGCCAUCCCCCUGUGGCGUGUCACUGCCUUCAUCGGGAACAACAUAGUGACGGCCCAGAUCAUCUGGGAGGGCCUGUGGAUGACCUGCAUUGUUCAGAGCACCGGCCAGAUUCAAUGUAAGGUGUACGACAGCAUGCUGGCCCUGCCCAGCGACAUGCAGGCGGCCCGGGGCCUCACUGUGCUCUCUGUCCUGAUGUGUGGCAUGGCUCUGGCUUUAGGUGUGGUGGGGGUCAAGUGCACCAAAUGCAUAGGCCAGAACAGCCUUAAGGCUCGCGUCGCCCGCAUCGCUGGUGCCCUGUUUGCCAUCGCGGGGUUCCUCUACCUUGUGCCCAUCUGCUGGACUGCCCACUCCAUCAUCAGGGAUUUCUAUGACCCUCAUGUGGCAGCCCCACACAAGCGAGAGCUGGGCCCUGCCCUCUACCUGGGCUGGGGGGCAUCUGCCCUCCUUCUCAUUGGGGGCUCUCUGCUCUACGCCGGGUCCAGUCCUCCUGGUAUACCCGGCUCACCUACCUUUAGCAGCGACAGCAGCCCCCGCAGGGCACCAGCCGCACAGGUCAAAGGUUACGUCUGAGUCCCGAAACCCACCAGUCAGUUCCAAUGAAACCAUCCCUGACAACUGAAAAUUGAACCUAUUUUUUUCUCUGGCAGUACUCCUUUUAAUACUUUGAUAUUUAAUGUUAUUCAUUGUUGUUUUGUCAUUCAAAACGUUGUAAGAGUCUGUGGGGGGAAAUGUGAAGUCUUUUGGUUAUGUCAAACCUUGUGUACUCUGAUAACCCUUACUUGUCUGUCAGUGUAAAACACAAUAAAAUCUUCGGUCUACCAAUUCCAA